Molecule: messenger RNA, 1251 nt
Organism: Geodia barretti
Lineage: Eukaryota; Metazoa; Porifera; Demospongiae; Tetractinellida; Geodiidae
Source: the annotation of a GenBank genome assembly
AUGGAUAGAUUACUGGGAAAUAUUGGGAGCCUAGCAUUUGCUAACAACUUCCAAGUAAUACUUCCUGAAGUUCGCUUCACAUGCAAUGGCAAUAUUCAGAGCUGGGUGUUUGGAGCCCAGUGGGAAGGAAAAGAGAGCUUUUUCACAGAGCUACAGAUCUGGAGACCUACUGGAAAUGGAGUCUACACUAAAGUUGGAUACACUACAAUCAAUACUACCAGGAGUAAUUCAGAACUCUAUGAGUAUCCCAUCUCCUCUCCCCUGCCCUUCCAAGCUGGGGAUGUUCUGGGAUACUACCAGCCCCUGGGCCUUCUCGAAACCGGUCCAGCCAGUUCGCUGAAUAUCAUCUUAGGAAGGAGGUCUAUUACGUUUCAGUUGUUUGUCAACGUUGUCACAGAUCCUCCAGGUUGUGGGCGUGGCUUCAUGAGUGUUGAAAGAAUGAGACUUUCCCUAAACCUGGACUCUGUUUCACUGCCCACUAUUUCCCCCAAUCAACGUCAGCAGAUCUCACCAGAAAUGAGGUUCACAUGUGAUGGGAACAUUACCAAAUGGAUCAUUGGAGCUGACUAUGGUGCAAGUGACAACUUGUAUCCUGAACUACAAAUAUGGAGAAAUGCUGGAGAUGAAACCUACAGGAAAAUGAACGGCACAUUCAUUGAGUUGGAGACAUUACUAUCAAGUAGAAUUUAUGAGUAUGAGGACUUUUCUCCAAUCCCAGUGAAAUCUGGAGACAUUCUUGGAAUAUUCAUACCUAGAUUCAGCUCAUCCAAACUUCGUCUCUUAUCUGAGUUAGCUGACAGUCCUGCUCAGCACUACCUAUUGACUGGUGUUAGUGCAUCAUCAUCACCUUAUGAUGAGAUUGAUUUAGAACAGGAUUCUGUGACAAGAGGGGCCUAUCGUCCCUUGGUGUCUGUGGAAUUUGUGAACGCCCCCACCUCAUCAGUUAAGAUGAUUCCCAGCUCCUCGCUGAUCUCCACAGCUACCAGCCCUCUCCCCACCUCCAGAGCUCCUGUACCUUCCACUGAGCAGCCCUCCUCCUCCUCGGGCCAGUCUUCAGCUGCCAUUGCUGCUGGUGUGGGUGGUGGAGUAGCUGUGGCUCUGGUUCUAACCCUCCUCCUGGUCAUUCUGGUGGUGUUUGUCAUGAGAAGGAAACCAAGAGGAAAGCCCCAGGCAGUGGAGAAGGAGCAGGAUAGAAAUAGUGGCAGUGCUAUGGACAACCCAGUUUACACAGGCAAGCCCUUAGCAUGUUAA